This is a messenger RNA of Amaranthus tricolor (Joseph's coat), 1834 nucleotides long. RefSeq names its product pre-mRNA-splicing factor 38. The transcript is spliced from 6 exons. Lineage: Eukaryota; Viridiplantae; Streptophyta; Magnoliopsida; Caryophyllales; Amaranthaceae. Gene Ontology annotation, cellular component: precatalytic spliceosome. The coding region runs from base 266 to 1435 and encodes 389 amino acids. The record is from RefSeq and is a predicted model, not a curated record.
UUUUUUUUCUUACAUUUAACCCCUAUUAUUUUUAAUUAAUAUUAAUAUGCUUGUAAAGAUAGAUUAUUGCAAUAUGUUGGUGAAGAAAGAGUGAAAGACUAUUGUUUUCACUCCAAAAAAAAGACCGUAUUGUUUGAAAUGCGCAUAUAUCAUCAGAUGAGAAACCGAAAAAAGCAAACCAGGCGCUAACUCAUCUGCGAGUCAAGGAUAAAAAUUAGGGUUAGGGUUUAUCAAAUUGAUCAACCAUUUAUAUUGAUAUACAACAAUGGCGAAUCGUACAGACCCAACAGCAAAGAACAUUAGAGGUACAAAUCCACAGAAUUUAAUCGAAAAGAUAGUUCGAUCCAAGAUCUACCAGAACACUUACUGGAAAGAACAAUGCUUUGGUCUUACUGCGGAAACUCUCGUCGACAAAGCUAUGGAGCUCGACCAUGUCGGCGGCACUUUCGGUGGUAAUCGUAAACCUACCCCUUUCUUAUGUCUUGUCAUGAAGAUGCUCCAAAUUCAACCUGAGAAGGAUAUUGUUGUAGAAUUCAUAAAAAAUGAAGAUUAUAAAUAUGUGAGGGUACUUGGGGCCUUCUAUUUACGUCUUACUGGAACCGAUUCUGAUAUCUACUUGUACCUAGAGCCUCUAUACAAUGAUUAUCGAAAGCUGCGGAGGAAGAAGCAGGAUGGGCAGUUUUUGUUGACUCAUGUGGACGAGUUCAUUGAUGAACUUCUCACUAAGGACUAUUCAUGUGACAUUGCUUUGCCUCGCAUUAAGAAAAGAUGGAAUCUUGAGAACAUUGGUGCUCUGGAACCUCGAAGAAGUGCCCUAGAAGAUGAUUUUGAGGAGGAAGAAGAAAAAGAAGAGGAUGAGAUGGAUGUAGAUGUUGAUGAACAUGAAAAGGAUUACCGCGGCAGAAGUCCUGUGAGAGAUAGGGACAGGAGACGUGAUAGUCACAGAAACAGGGAUAGGGACUAUGAUCGUGAUUAUGAUUAUGAUAGAGAACGUGGAAGAGGCAGAGACAGAGACAGAGACAGAGAAAGAGAUAGAGACAGGGACAGGGACAGGGACCGAGAUAGAGAUAGAGACCACAGGGACCGAGACCGAGACCGCGAUCGUUACCGCAUUAGAGAGGAAAGGGAGUAUGACCGCGAUAGAGAGAGAGAAGGGAGGGAAAGAGAUAGGCGUGACAGGGAUCGUGGUAGGCGGAGGAGCCAUUCCAGAAGCCGAAGUAGAAGCAGGGAUCGUAAGGACCGUGAUGGUGACCGUAAGAGGUAUGAAAGGAGUCUUAGCCCUAGACGGCAUGGAGAUGAGGAUAAUGGUGCUCGAGAGGAGACAAAGAAGAAGAAGAAGAAAGAGAAGAAGGACGAUGGAACAGACCAUCCUGAUCCAGAAAUUGCUGCAGCAAACAAACUUCGUGCUGAACUCGGGUUAAAACCAUUGAAAUAGAUUGUAUACCAAGGUUGAAUUUUGGUGGUUUUUAGCUAGCCUGAAAAUGUGCUAUCUAGAUGUUUAUGCCUUGAGAAGUUAAACGAACCCAGCCAUUCAUGUAGAAUUUCUCAAAAUUUUCUAUGUUUUUACCUCUAAUUUUUCUCUGAGUCCGCCUCAACGAUUUGUGGAUAAUUCUUAAAUAUACUCAUCUGUUCCAUUGAGAUUGUAACAUUUCGUAAAUCUAUGUGAAAGCUUUUAAGAGUAAAUGUAGUAAUUCUAAUGAGACGAAAGGAGUAAUAAUUUCUUCAAACUUCAGUUGAUUUUUUGGUCAUCGAUCAAGCCGUCAAUGUUCUCUUUGGUUGUUUUGAACUUUUGGUUGCUGGCAUAAAUGUUGUUAAUGAGAACGAAUAACAUAUU